This is a messenger RNA of Lactuca virosa, 570 nucleotides long. NCBI's taxonomy places the organism in Eukaryota, Viridiplantae, Streptophyta, Magnoliopsida, Asterales, Asteraceae. The record is from the annotation of a GenBank genome assembly.
AUGUCUUACCAGCCAAGUCCUUCAAAUCACGAUGGAAACGACGACCACCGUAACCGGCGACUAUACAACCCUUACCAAGACCUUAAAGUUCCUGCACAAACCCUAUACAAACUCCCAACGUCCCCUGAAUACCUCUUCCAAGAAGAAUCCAUCGCUCAACGCCGUAGUUGGAGUGAAAAUCUCACAUACUACACCGGUAUCGGUUACCUCGGCGGCGCCGUACUCGGUGCCGGAAAAGGUUUAAUCGAGGGAGUCAAGGCUUCUGAAGCCGGAGAUACCAUGAAGCUUAGAGUUAAUCGGAUCCUUAACGCCUCGGGUCACUCUGGUAGGCAGAUCGGGAAUAGGGCGGGUGUGAUCGGGUUGUUGUAUGCCGGUUUGGAGAGCGGGAUGGUUCAUAUUCGGGAUACAGAUGAUAUUAUCAACAGUGUGGUGGCGGGGUUGGGUACCGGAGCGCUUUAUAAGGCGGCGGCAGGUCCUAGAUCCGCCGCAGUUGCUGGAGCUAUUGGUGGAAUAACGGUAGGGCUGGCAGUGACAGGGAAGCAGGUUUUGAAGCGAUACGUACCCAUCUAA